Molecule: messenger RNA, 2694 nt
Organism: Ochlerotatus camptorhynchus
Lineage: Eukaryota; Metazoa; Arthropoda; Insecta; Diptera; Culicidae
Product: chorion peroxidase-like
Exons: 5
Coding region: 254-2587 (777 amino acids)
Biological process (GO): response to oxidative stress
Molecular function (GO): peroxidase activity; heme binding
Source: RefSeq, a predicted model, not a curated record
AUGGAAACAAUAGCCCCUUCCGAUUGGAUGCUUCGUGAUCUUGUUGGUGGUCUUCGCCGCCAUCAGUCCUGCCAAUCGCAAAACGUGUCUUCACAUUUCCAUUCCAUCCAUCUAUCGCCGUCGUAUGAACGAGCGGAAAGUGCUCCUAUUUUAUUCGUAUUUUAUAUUUGCAUAGAAUCAGUGUCCUUGUUGUGUGCUUCUACCCAGACGGUGCAACCGUAUAGUUACAUGUGACAAUUUUGCCUUCCUGGAAAUGAAAUUACAUGGCUCGAUUGAAGUGUUCCUUGAUGUGGCGGUGUCGUCGGCAGCAGCGGCCAGGAUUUUGCUCUUGAUGCUCAUCGUCAUCGGAACUGUUCCAGCGGCUCUGGUCCCCGGCAGAUGGCAUACGGACAAUACGUUGAUUGAUGGCCCCGACAUGUGUCCAGCCGGAACUACGUGUGUCCGGCCUUUGAGAUGUCCAGCGGCCAUGGAGCUGUACUGGAGUAAUUUGACUCUGGCAAUCGAAAGUGGCACCGUUGGCAGCUACCCGACGUCUCCCCUGGAGCUAGCCUACCAGCGUUGCUGGAUCGUUACCGGCAGCAGUGACCGGACGGAGCACGAAGGCAUCUGUUGCCAGAUGGACCCGUUGCCCGAGGAGGAUGGACGCCUGACCGAGGACAACGACGAGACGGUUGCGCACAAUGGCUUAGGUUUCGUUCCGCAAGAGGAGGAUGACGAAGCGGACGAGGAGGAGCAGGCAUCGAAAAGUAAUGACAUCAAUCACGGAAAAAGCAACAUUCGAAAGAGAGCGAUUCCGGAUUAUGGCCAGUUAAUCGGAUCCGACUUCCCUUCGCCAAACCGAUCGCACAUCCGUACCAAACGCUGCAUCGUUGGCCCGGAAUGUAAGGUCACGCACCACCGCUACCGUCGAUUCGACGGAAAGUGCAACAACAUCGGUCCCGGCAAGUCCCUCUGGGGCUCGGCGGGAUACCCGAUGGAACGGGUCCUCCCUCCAACGUACGGAAAUGGAAUAUCAUCAUCCCGUGUCCUGUCACACGAUGGCCGAUACCUUCCGAGUGCUCGGGUCGUGUCGGACAGCAUGUUCAUAGACUUGCACGUUCCGCAUCGAAAGCAUAACGUUCUUAUGAUGCAGCUGGGACAAUUUCUCGUGCACGACAUCAGCCGGAACAAAGCCGGCGCCACUGAUGCCAAGUGCUGUUUGCCAGACAACAGCCAUCGGGACCCGCAUCCCUCUCCGGCGUGCUCGCCGAUUCGGGUUUCCUUCAAGGACACGUUCUACUCGCAGUUCAACGUGAAAUGUAUGCACUUUGUACGGACGGCGAUGGCUCCCCUAGACCGUUGCCAGGUUGGCCAUGGACGGCAAGUUUCUGAGGUCACUCAUUUCAUCGAUGGGUCCGGGAUAUACGGGAGCUCCAAGAAGGUCGCCAAUGAACUUCGCGCGCAUCAAGGAGGGCGUUUGAAAUCAAUGGAACAUCGGCAUAUGCAUAACGAACUGCUACCGCUGGAGGAGACAGAGGGGGCCUGCAACAAGAAAGCAAGAGCAUGCUUCAAAGCGGGCGAUAAUCGGUUAAAUCAGGUCGUUACGCUAGUUGCGUUCCAUACGCUGUUCCUACGGGAACAUAACCGCAUUGCGAGGACGUUGGAGAAGAUCAAUCCCCACUGGAAUGAUGAUAUUUUGUUUCAUGAAACCCGCCGGAUUGUAAGCGCUGAGUUGCAACAUAUCAUCUAUAACGAGUACCUGCCGAAAGUCGUUGGACCGGACUUCAUGGAGAUGUACGAUUUGCAUACAUCUCGGGGGUACAGUAAGUUCUACAAUCCGGAGAAGAACCCGGCCCUUACGAGUGAGUUUUCGGCUGCUGCAUUCCGGUUUGGACACUCGACUAUUCCAGGGCAAUUUGCAUUCCCAAAAGGACAGGUGAACACGCACGAUACCUAUUUUGAUCCGUCCAGCUUAACCGAGCCGAAAUUUUUCGACGAACUAUUCCACGGCAUAAUGACGCAACCGAUGCAGAAGGUGGACGACAUGUUUACCCACAGUAUGACGUGGUUCCUGAAUCCCGAGGAAGGACAGCCGUACGGAAAAGAUAUUGCAGCAACCAACAUCCAACGGGGACGGGAUCAUGCCAUCCAGUCCUACAACUACUACCAGCAUCUGAGCGGACGGGAAGCCAAGCGCAGCUUCGCCGACUAUGGGCCAGCGCAUGGCGAAAAACUGAGUCAGAUGUACUCCCGUCCGGACGACGUCGAUCUGUACGUGGGAGGCAUGCUGGAACAUCCUGUCCGGGGAGGAGUGGUGGGGCCCACGUUUGCCGAAAUCAUUAGCGAUCAAUUUUCCCGACUCAAGCAGGGCGAUCGGUACUUCUAUAGCAAUGGACCGCGGACGAAUCCGGGUCAUUUAACGAAACCGCAGCUGCAGGAACUGCAGAAAAUUACCCUGGCCGGAGUGCUGUGCGCCAAUGCGAACGAUAAGAAGAGCUUCGAGGUGGCACCGGAAGCGCUCAAUUUACCGCAUGCCGAAAAAAAUCCACUUGUAUCCUGUCGUUCCAAACUUAUCCCCCGGUUGAAUCUGAAGUGGUGGAAGGAUUAAAGGCCAAUUGCCGUACAGCGAUUGUUGUAUUUAAUGUGUUUGUUAUAUUGUUAUAAUAUAAAGUCGAUUUUUUAUGUGUGCAUGUUAUGCGUUAGCAAUAAAGGCAA